Messenger RNA from Linum trigynum, 4075 nucleotides. NCBI's taxonomy places the organism in Eukaryota, Viridiplantae, Streptophyta, Magnoliopsida, Malpighiales, Linaceae. The record is from the annotation of a GenBank genome assembly.
CAAUGCUAGGAUUUGAACCAUGGUCUCUUCCAUCAAAUACAAGAAUUAUAACCAAUUAGACUAGACACAUUUGUUGUACUUUAUUAAUACAAAACAUAGAGGAAGUUAAAAUUAUGAUACAGAGUACUUUUCUAUCACGGUUUGUUAGCCCGCUAAGUCUCCUGUAAGUAUUUUGUGGUGUUUGAUAAUUCUAUUUUCAUAUUUUAAUAAUUAAUUUAGAAAAUUUUCUAACUUAUAAAUGAAGGAUAAUCUUAAAAUCUCAACAUAAAUAUCAUUGGUUGGAAUAUUGCGCAUUGAAUUGAAGUGCUCAAUGAAGUGUUCAAUGACGAAAUAAGAACAUUGGUACCAUACAUUUCAAGAAAAAUAGACAUUACAAACAAUGAUACCAAUUAUCUCGACAGUCUAUGCAAUUUGAAUUUGUUUAAUCAUUCCAUUUGAGUGAUAGUUUAGUCAAAGCAAGUAAAUAAUUCACGAUUGUGUAUGAACAAAAAUAAAAACAUGUGUAUUGUACAUGAAAAAUGUAUUUAUUUUAACAAUGCAAAAAAAAAAAAAAACAAUCAAGACUUCCAUAUACAACCCCUUAUUUCAACAUUGUAAUUAAUGAAACAAUUUUUAUCAACAUGAUGCAAUGUUCAAGCUAAGGUCCAAUAAUUAAUCAGCAGUAUAUAGUAUUCAGCUUAGUAAACUAUUUCAAUAUCCAUAGCUAACAAUUAAUGAUUACUUGCUUUCUGUUUGAGGGUUUGAUGUAACACUCUCAUGCCUACAGUCUAAGCAUUUUAUUUUAUUUUUUCCAAUAUUUUUUGCAGUUAUUUGUUAAAUCAACUAUGUUUCUAGCUUUCCAUUCCUAAUUAUUCAUUGCUUCCUACCAACUUAUGGGAAUGAUAAAUAUUUGUUUCAUGUAUAAUCUAUUGACUAUGAAUGUUGCUUAUUACUUAAAUUCAACGGUAUUCAUGUUAGGUUUGAUGUCUCCAACAUAUUCUCACAAAUUCUCGAAAAAGCAUCAUAUCUUGCGAUUGAUAUCAUAGUUUUGUUAGGUAAAGUUCAACAAACUCAAUCAAUAUUUGUACUCUUUGAAGUAGCUAUCUACAUGUGAAUAUGAAGUACUGAGUAGCUAAAACUCUACUUGAGUUAGUACGAUCUUUUCCGCUAUCAAUUAAAAUUCAAUACAUGAUUAUCUUAUUACAAUUUAGUCAUGCUAAUUGUGCAGUAGGGUACAUCUUAUCAAAAUCGUAUCGAAAGACUCCUUGAUUGAUCAGUUUCAGGAUGUAAUCAAUUAUACCAAAUAGAAGUGAUCAAAUUUAUAAGAUGCUCUCAAAGUUUGCUAUAAUUAUUGGGCAUUUGUCUAUCUCCUAGCACGCCUAGACACGCUUAGACGUUGUAAUGAAAAUAGUAAUUUUUAAUAAUGAUGAAUGAAGUAACAGUUCUGAAGCACUUUCAUACUUCAGUUCAAAUGAUUUAACAACAAGCAAAAUAACUCUCAAGUUUAUAAUUUUUUUAUACCAAAUGGUAUAAUUAAUUCAUUUAUGAGCUGAAAUAGCUAAUUAUAAGCACUUAAAUUUUUAAGUUAAAACUCAUAUGAUACAAUUGUUUGACGAAAUGGUUUUUAUCAUAGAGUGGUUCUAUCGAGAGAGGUCUCUAAGAAACAUGACUUACUUUAUUAUUUCUUAGGUAGACAUAAUAUAUAUCUUCAUCGUUACUUUUACAUUGGAUUCAAUUUAGUAUACUUUUUCGUUUAGAUAGAUUUUUGGCAAAAUACACUCGCAUAGCCACAACUUUCCACUUUGUGCCAACAAUAGCCAAAUUUUGAAAAAUACAGAGAAAUAGCCAAUCCGUCUAAUACUUUAACGGACGAACUUGAACUGCUGACUAGGCUAACGGUUCUCGCUGAUGUGGCACGUCUCCAACGCUAUUGUUGCCAGAUGGAAUUGAUUAUUUUUAAUUUUUUUUAUUUAAAAAAAAUAAAAAACAAAAAGGCCCCUCCCUUUUCGCCCAGCCCCUUUUCGUCGAUCUCUAACCCUACCAAUUUCACUUUCCACCCGACGAAACCCGUUCCCUUCUUUCCGAUCCCAUUCUUUCCAAUCGACGGCCCACUACCGUUGACGGAGACGAUUUGGUGCAGCCUCCGGCGACUGCUGCCUGUCGCGACUCGUUUAUUGCGCGUCCUUUCCACUUCCUCUCAUCUGGGCGACUUUGUUCCCAAAUCCAGCAUGCAUCCCGACGGCGGAUAAAACCAACGCCGCCGACCCGACUUCUCUUUUAUACGCCUAAAGAACGAGUGGGUGAAGGGAGAGACUUCGACAACGGCCAAUCCCUACUAGCAGCGGUGAAGAAGACGAUUGGCGGAAAACCCUAGCUCAGAUUCGGUAGCUCGAGAAGAAGGGAAACUCGAUUAUUGUCGGACUGGUUCAUUCUCACCCUCUUAUAUGGUAUGUUUUCAAUUUAUAGGGUUGAGUUUGGUGAGAAGAAGGGAAACUCGAUUAACCUCGAGAUGUUUGCAAUUUAUAGGGCUGAGUUUGGUGAGAAAGCGACACUGCAAUUACUUCCAGGGACCACAACUUCUGUUUGUCACGAGAUUACCCUUAAAGCGUGAGGUAAAGAACUGAAACUUGUGGAUGAAAUGGUCAAUUCACAGUGAAUGAACUCAUUCAAGUAGAAGUAGUGAACUGAAUCACAUUGUUUAUUUUUGUUUGUUGUCUGUUUGUGCUUUGUGCUUUGUGUAUUGUUUAUUAUCUAUUGUUUUGUUUUUUAAUUAGCAGAUAAUCACUUAGUUGACCCAUUUGUGUACAGAUGUCAAAUUCAUGGGAAGAGUUGAUUGGGGAGAAUGACCCAGACAGGGAUAUUGAUGAAGAAGAUUACAUGUCACCAGAAGAUGAUGCCAAUGCAUCUGUUGCACGAGAUAUCUACCACGUGGAGGAUUCUGAUGAUGCACUUACCUCUGAUGAUGAAUACUUGGAGGCAAGGGCCAACUUAAGAGCAUAUGGAGAGUCAAGAAAAAGGAAAGUUAAGGCCAGACAGCUUGCUAAUGGUGAGGAGGUGGAGCAGUUAGAUGAUUUUGAGGAAUUGUCUUCUGAAAGUGAAGAGGAAGGAGGAGAUGAGGCAGCCAAUGUGAAUGAAGGGAAUGUGAAUGAGGAAGAAGGGAUUGAUGCAGGGAAUGAUGCAACAAAUCCCUCCCUUUCCAACCAGCAUCCUUCUCGGCCUGAGCAAGAUAGACCAGAGGGUUCGAAUCAUUCAAGUUAUAGGUUGUCCGAGAAUUCUGAUCAUGUGCGUCUCAACUUGUCUGAGGAGAACGGUGGUGAACCUUAUGAUGAUGCUCCACAUUAUGACCCUAACUGUGACCACAAAUCCCUACAAUUCAUGGUGAAACACAAGUUUGAGAGUCCGGAGCAGUUCAAGGAUGCCGUAAUCCAGCAUUCUAUUGCAGCCGGUGCAAGUAUUAGGUGGUUGAGGAGUAACCCGACAAGGAGGGAGGUCAAGUGCAAGGCACCCAACUGCAAGUGGGGGCUGUAUGCCAGCUGGUUUAGGAAGGAUCGAAGUUUCAUGGUGAGGAAAGUUGGGGCACCACACUCGUGUUCAAGGCAGCUACGAGUUAACCAAUUAACUGCGAAGUGGAUAGCAAAAGAUAUGCUUGAGCGAUUCAGGAUUAAUCCUGAAUGGGCACCGGACCAGAUCGUUGCUGAGGUCAAGUUAAAACACAACAUGGAGGUUAAGAGGAGAACCUGUUACAGGGCAAAGGUAAAGGCUAUAGGGCUCUUGAGUGGUUCUUUGGUCGAAGAAUAUAAGAAGUUGAGGAUCGCCACCUAGCAGUACUAAUAUAAACAUAUUUACCAUCCCAAUCCCAUUGAAUCAAGGCAACUAAGUAAAUUCUGGUCAAUCUGGCACUUGGCUCUUACAAUCCGUUGAGUGUCGUGUACUAAUUGACUUGGACUUCUCACUAGCUACUGCACAACCAUACAAUAUAGAGCAAGGUUCCAUCCAAAUCAGACUUACAACCUUAUGCAUUAUUAUUAUUAUUAUUAGUAGUCGGUUUUAGUUACUGUUGAGGAAUCGUAUUAAUUAUUAAAGUGUUUAAGGUAGU